This is a messenger RNA of Zootermopsis nevadensis, 1251 nucleotides long. RefSeq lists its product as uncharacterized. NCBI's taxonomy places the organism in Eukaryota, Metazoa, Arthropoda, Insecta, Blattodea, Termopsidae. Gene Ontology annotation, cellular component: membrane. The record is from RefSeq and is a predicted model, not a curated record.
CCACCAGGUCUGUUUAUCCGGCCGAGGCGAUUACAGCUUGUCCUUGGAACCUGUGCCCGGUGAUCGCGACGCGAAGACGUUCAGUCGUCAGUGAGGUAACUGCGGUGGUAAGACGAUGUCGCACAGGAACGUAGCAGAAAUCAGAACCACCCGGUUCAGGUCUAAGGGCACUGCUCCACGUCACAAUUUGUCAUACGUGGCUACCGGCACUGGCAUCGUUCAACUCGCAGAAACGGUGCUGAGCGCCGUGUGCGUGGGCCUGGUGAGUUACUUCGGGGACCGCUACUACUACGACGUUGAGGCACAGGCCGCAGAAUGGAUGCUGAUGGUCCUGAAGAACGUGCUCAAGGUCGAGCAAAUGGACGUGUGGAAACCCGUCACGUUCUUCCUUGCUGUAACCGCAGCCUGCCUGCUUAACAGUUUUUGCCUUCUGGUCGCCUGCGUCACUUCACACGCCACAGCUUCGAAGAUUGCCCAGACGAUCUACGGUGUCCUGUACCAUUUCCUGGCGUUCGGCCUUUGUCUCGCGGCUUCCGUGACGCUCAUGGUGACCGUGAACAAGCCGGACAUCAGGGGAUACAAGAAUGGCUACUACCACGUGCCCUUCCUGGCUGCAGGGAUCAUCGGGGCGAUUCUCUCUGGUCUCUACCUGCUGAGUACCGCUCUCUCCUUCCGAUCUUACACAGCAAAAGCGAAUGUGACUUCUCGGCUGGAAAUCAAUCGGCAGGUUUUGUUAUGAACGAGCCGACGAUCGACCAGCUAAAGGGAGCAGUUCCGGACGUGGCCUCGUCCAGAUACGACCCUUUGCAACGUCUACUUUCUAAUAUGCCACAGGAGCUUAGUAAUUGCGAUAAAUACACCCCCGGUGAAGUGCUAAAGUGGUCUAAGUCCAAAUAUUACUAAACUAAAAUAGCGCCCUUACUCCGAGACCAGACAAGAGACGAAGCCCCUAAAUUAGGGCCGAGGAUGUGAUACUGAGCCCUUCGCUGAUGACGUAAUAAAACAAAAACAAAUCGAGAUGUCCCUACUCUGUCCAGUGAAAAUAAGGGAUUACUAUACCCAGGUGGAUUUAUUUCCUUGUAUUAACCAAGUGAUCGGCGUCACUGAGCCACGGUGUUUUCUUUGCGGUGAUCGAAGACUCUUUUAAACAUUAUUUAGUCAUAAUCUGCAGGCUUCUAGCGGUCUGCAGUACAAAGAUCAAUUAAUUAACCCUUCGAAGCCAGAGAGAGAGAGAGAGAGAGAGGAAAUUGG